Nerophis lumbriciformis (worm pipefish) is the source of this 1869-nucleotide messenger RNA. The record is from RefSeq and is a predicted model, not a curated record. Lineage: Eukaryota; Metazoa; Chordata; Actinopteri; Syngnathiformes; Syngnathidae.
AUGGCCGACGUCAUGGAGGAGUAUGAGAAAGAAGCUGGCUGCGUCCCUAUUCUCCAUCCAGAGGAAAUUAAGCCUCAAAGCCACUUCAACCACGGUUACAGCGAACCUGUCAGCCGGAAGAACCACGUAGACGACUACAGCACAUGGGACAUCGUUAAAGCCACACAGUAUGGCAUCUUUGAGAGAUGCAGAGAACUGGUGGAGGCCGGAUUCGACGUCCGGCAGCCAGACAAAGAAAAUGUGACGCUCCUCCAUUGGGCUGCCAUCAAUAACAGGGUAGAUCUAGUCAAGUACUAUAUAUCAAAGGGCGCCAUAGUGGAUCAGCUUGGAGGAGACCUCAACUCCACACCACUACACUGGGCUACCAGACAAGGCCACCUCUCCAUGGUGGUGCAGCUCAUGAAAUACGGCGCCGACCCAUCACUGAUCGACGGCGAGGGAUGCAGCUGCGUCCACUUGGCCGCCCAGUUCGGCCACACCUCCAUUGUCGCCUACCUAAUCGCCAAAGGACAGGAUGUGGAUAUGAUGGACCAGAAUGGCAUGACUCCCCUCAUGUGGGCAGCAUACAGGACGCACAGUGUGGACCCCACGCGAUUGCUGCUCACCUUCAACGUGUCCGUAAACCUCGGCGACAAGUAUCACAAGAACACGGCGCUGCACUGGGCCGUGCUGGCCGGCAACACCACCGUCAUCAGCCUGCUGCUGGACGCCAACGCUAAUGUCGACGCGCAAAACAUCAAGGGCGAAACGCCGCUUGAUCUCGCCAAGCAACGGAAGAACGUGUGGAUGAUCAAUCACUUACAGGAAGCGCGACAGGCCAAGGGAUAUGACAGCCCGUCUUAUUUGAAGAGACUUAAGAUGGACAAGGAGGUAAGACAAAAGGUGAUGCUGGGAACGCCAUUCCUCGUCAUUUGGCUGGUGGGCUUCAUCGCCGACCUGGACAUUGAUUCCUGGCUCAUAAAGGGUCUCAUGUACGUGGGCGUCUGGGUGGCCGUGCAGUUCCUCUCCAAGGCUUUUUUUGACCACUCGAUGCACAGUGCACUCCCUUUGGGAAUCUACCUGGCAACCAAGUUUUGGAUGUACACCACUUGGUUCUACUGGUUCUGGAAUGAUCUACCCUUCGCCACGGUCCACCUGCCGUUCCUCAUAAAUACGCUGGCUCUGUUCUACAACUUUGGCAAAUCCUGGAAAUCGGACCCGGGGAUAAUCAAAGCCUCAGAGGAGCAGAAGAAAAAGACUAUUGUGGAGCUGGCAGAAACGGGCAGUCUCGACCUAAGCAUCUUUUGUAGCACUUGCUUGAUAAGGAAGCCUAUCCGGUCCAAACACUGCGCUGUGUGCAAUCGCUGCAUCGCCAAGUUUGACCACCACUGCCCCUGGGUGGGCAACUGCGUGGGAAGUGGGAACCACCGCUACUUCAUGGGUUACCUGUUCUUCUUGCUGUGCAUGAUCUGCUGGAUGAUGUACGGCUGCAUUUCCUACUGGAGAAUUCACUGCGCCACCACUUACGCCAAGGACGGCUUCUGGCUCUACCUGACCCAGAUCGCCGCGUGCUCGCCGUGGAUGUUCUGGAUGUUCCUCAACAGCGUCUUCCACUUCAUGUGGGUGGCCGUGCUCAUCAUGUGUCAACUCUAUCAGAUCGCCGCUCUCGGAAUCACCACCAAUGAGAGGAUGAACGCUCGGAGGUACAAGCACUUUAAAGUGACAGCCACGUCCAUCGAAAGCCCCUUCAACCACGGUUGCGUCCGAAACCUCAUCGACUUCUUCGAGGUGCGCUGCUGCGGCCUUAUCCGGCCCGUGGCGGUCGACUGGACCACGCAGUACACAAUAGACUACGACCAGACGUCGGGCUCCGGCUACCAGCUCGUGUAA